This is a messenger RNA of Spizellomyces punctatus DAOM BR117, 975 nucleotides long. RefSeq lists its product as uncharacterized. The record is from RefSeq and is a predicted model, not a curated record. Lineage: Eukaryota; Fungi; Chytridiomycota; Chytridiomycetes; Spizellomycetales; Spizellomycetaceae. The transcript is spliced from 5 exons. Bases 162 to 776 code for a protein of 204 amino acids.
UAGGUUGAUACUCGCUAUCUGGUAGUCCAUCAGGUUGUAGAAAAUACCGAACGCUCUCUUCGAGCAGAAAAAAAGCGGAGUUUGACGAAGCGCGCCUCGCUUACCUGAUUCCGAUGCAUUCGAGAACUUCAUAUUCAUAAAGUUAAUUGGAGGGAGAGGGUAUGGGUCAUCGACAAACUCAUUUGCUCUCUCGAAGAAAAGUUCCAAAUCGCAUUUGUAUCAUGUAUGCUCCUCAAGCCCCUCCACAAGCCUACGGUCAACCGCAGGUGUACCCACCAGCUUAUUCUCAGCCUAUCCAGCAGCAGACCGUGUAUGCCACUCCGCAGCCGAACUAUGUCCCACAACCGAUCUAUACUGCCCAACCUGCUAUGACCCAGGUUGGAGUUGUCACCGCACUCCCAACCACGAAUGUCGUUGUCGUAUCACAAGCGGUUCACCGCCCACCCAAGGACUGGAAUCAUUCCAUUUUUGAUUGCUUCGGCAACUGCGGUAUCUGUGCCCUUGCAUGUUGUUGUCCAUGUGUCGUGUACGGAAUGAACAAGAAAGAUCUGAGUAGACGUUCAAGCUGGGUUGGGGACUGUAUUAUGUACGCCCUAACAUCUUGCUUUGGUCUUUACUCUUGCGUUGGGGGUGGCGGUCGAACAACAAUUCGGGCAAAGUAUAACAUUCGGGGCGACAGCUGCGGUGACUGCUGCUGCCACCUGCUAUGUACCCCAUGCGCUUUAACCCAAGAAAGAAUGGAGAUUGACGAGAUGAUAGCUGCUGGCUUGAAUUGAUGACACAUUUUGUAACUCUGUGUACGAAUUUCACCGUUUUGCUGUUGCCAACAUUUUGAACGAGGGGUUUCUCGUGCUUCGUUUUCCCUUUUGUGAACAAAGAUGGAUACUUGCUAUGGAGAUGUGCACAUGCCUUGACCACGCGAGAUCGGCAUAAGGAGCUAGCUACAAAGUACUUUUAAUCGAUAUCACAAAGUCA